Hypomesus transpacificus is the source of this 2171-nucleotide messenger RNA. It is a transcript of the gene scfd1, whose product is annotated as sec1 family domain containing 1. NCBI's taxonomy places the organism in Eukaryota, Metazoa, Chordata, Actinopteri, Osmeriformes, Osmeridae. The transcript has 25 exons. Bases 68 to 1966 code for a protein of 632 amino acids. The record is from RefSeq and is a predicted model, not a curated record. Gene Ontology annotation, cellular component: Golgi membrane; cytosol. Gene Ontology annotation, biological process: intracellular protein transport; endoplasmic reticulum to Golgi vesicle-mediated transport. Gene Ontology annotation, molecular function: syntaxin binding.
ACUCAGUUCUUAUCGAGAACUGGGUUGCCACGUCACCCGAUGCCUCGUCACCGCAUAAACAGAAAAGAUGGCGGCGUCCGUACGGGAAAAGCAGGCAGCUGCCCUGAAGCGGAUGCUGAACUUCAAUGCCCCUCCUCUGAAAAACACAGCUACCGAGCCAGUAUGGAAGGUGUUGAUCUACGACAGGUUCGGCCAGGACAUAAUUUCCCCUCUACUGGCAGUGAAGGAGUUAAGAGACAUGGGAAUCACACUGCAUCUGCUGCUACAUUCAGACAGAGACCCCAUUCCAGAUGUGCCUGCCGUCUACUUUGUCAUGCCCACAGAGGAGAACAUUGACAGGAUAUGUCAAGACCUUCGCAACCAACUGUAUGAGUCUUACUACCUGAACUUCAUCUCAGCCAUCUCCAGGAGUAAGCUAGAGGACAUCGCCAGCGCAGCUCUGGCAGCUAACGCUGUCAACCAGGUCACCAAGGUGUUUGACCAGUAUCUUAAUUUCAUCACCCUUGAAGACGACAUGUUUAUCCUUGACAACCAGAACAAGGAGCUCAUCUCCUACCAUGCGAUCAACAAGCCAGACAUUAUGGACACUGAUAUGGAAGCCAUCAUGGAUACGAUAGUGGACAGCCUUUUCUGCUUCUUUGUCACUUUGGGUGCUGUUCCUAUCAUCCGCUGUCCCCGCGGCAACGCUGCAGAGAUGGUCGCUGUGAAACUGGACAAGAAACUACGUGAAAACCUGAGGGACGCAAGGAACAGUCUGUUUACCGGAGACAACAUGGCUGCAGGGCAGUUCAGCUUCCAGAGGCCCCUGUUUGUUCUUGCUGACCGUAAUCUGGACCUGGCCACCCCCCUGCAUCACACCUGGACCUACCAGGCCCUCAUCCAUGACGUUCUGGACUUCCACCUCAACAGGGUGAGUAUGGACGAGUGUGUGGACGCAGGGGCGUCGCCAGCAGGAGCCAGACCAAAGAAGAAGAACAAGAAGAGCUACGACCUCACAGCUGCAGACAGAUUCUGGCAGAAACACAAGGGCAGUCCGUUCCCUGAGGUGGCUGAGUCUGUCCAGGAGGAGCUAGACACAUACAGAGCUCAGGAAGACGAGGUCAAACGCCUCAAGAGCAUCAUGGGUUUAGAAGGAGAGGAUGAGGGAGCCAUCAGUAUGCUGUCAGACAACACAGCUAAACUCACCUCAGCUGUCAGCUCCCUGCCAGAGCUGCUGGAGAAAAAGAGACUCAUCGACCUCCACACUAACGUAGCUACUGCUGUCCUGGACCACAUCAAGAGCCGGAAGCUGGACGUGUACUUUGAGUACGAGGAGAAACUGAUGAGCAAAUCCACCUUGGAGAAGUCUCUCCUGGACAUCAUCAGCGACCCUGACGCGGGGACACCAGAGGACAAGAUGAGGCUGUUUCUGAUCUUCUACAUCACAGCCCCACAGCCUCCCUCGGAGGCUGACGUGGAGCAGUACAAGAAAGCCCUGUUGGACACAGGCUGUGACCUUUCACCCCUCAACUACAUCAGGCAGUGGAAGGCUUUUACCAAGAUGGCGGCCACGCCAGCGAACUACGGGAGCAGCGGGGUGAAGCCCAUGGGACUGUUCUCCAGGGUGAUGAAUAGUGGGUCCCAGUUUGUCAUGGAGGGGGUGAAGAAUCUGGUUAUCAAACAGCAUAACCUUCCGGUCACACGCAUCCUGGACAACCUGAUGGAGCUGAAAUCAAACCCUGAGACGGAUGACUACAGAUACUUUGACCCCAAGAUGCUGAGAGGCAGUGAAAGCUCCAUUCCCAGGAACAAGAACCCAUUUCAGGAGGCUAUAGUCUUUGUAGUCGGAGGAGGGAACUACAUAGAAUAUCAGAACCUGGUUGACUACAGCAAGUCGAAGCAAGGGAAAAGAGUGCUGUAUGGAUGCAGUGAACUCUUCAAUGCCGGACAGUUUAUCAAGCAGCUCUCCCUACUCGGACAAAAGUAAAAAAUCAAGAAUACAUAACAUUUCUGUUGGGAUUCCAUUUCUCCUGAUGAAUCAUAGACCACCUUUUAAACAUCCUCUAGCCCCUGAAUGACUCUGAUAUUCCAUUUGUUGUAUAAUGUCUAUGAUACGACUUACAAUGUUUGUCUAACUCUUUCUUUACACAUGAAUCAAUAAAGUUUAACAGUCUUAUUCAGUGCUGCACCAA